CAGAUUGGAUAUGGACACCCUGAGGUCCGGCAGGGGCCAGGAGCAAGCAGCGAUCAUCACGAAACAUGAGCAGGUACGGGCCAGGGUGCUGGGGGAGGAGGUGGGGCCCUGUCUCAAGCACUGUGCCUGUGAGAGCCAGACCCUGCCUCCCUGGGGACAUGGGGAGGGUGGCUCAGGUCCCCCAGUGACUGAGACCCAGGCUUCUCACCUGGGUCCACUCUCCCUGCAGGGUCCCCAUAAAGAGGCCCAGUUUCAUCUGGGAGAAGAGGAUGAUGAGAGUGGAGCGCUCGUCCCAGACAAACUUAGAUUCCUGCAUAAGCAGAAGCCACCCAGGCCUGGAUGCCUGGCAAUGCAAGGGCGUAAACAUCAGGAGGGCCGCCGACUGCAAAAAUGGAACAAGAUGCUGCGAAAUUUCACCAAGUACCACAGCAGUGAGAAGUUCCACCGGAGAAUUGAGAAAGGCAUCCCCGCCCAGGUGCGCGGCAAGGUGUGGGCCAUGAUGCUCUCCGUGGAUACCAGGAAGGCCCAGAACCCUGGCAAAUUCGAGGAGAUGAAGGAACGGGCCAGGUUGUGCUCAGAUCAAGUCCAACAGAUCGAUGAAGAGGUAGCACGCACGUUCAGAAAUCACAUCAUGUUUCGAGAGAGAUACAGAGCCAAGUGAGGCCUCUGGGCUGCAGGGGUCCCGGGGGAGGGAGGUACAAGGGUCCUGGUACACAUGGGGUCCUAGGAGAGACUUGGGCUCAAACCUAAAGCGUAAUUGCUCUAGGACAGAAAAAAAUGGAUCCAUGGCCUUCUAUUUAUACUGAACAGUUUGCUUUCCCAAAGACACUUUGGUGGGAAUGAAAUGAAAAGGAACACAAGGGGAGACAGUAUUUACAAAAUAUAUAAAAUGAAGUUUGUAAAUCUAAAUAACAAGAAAGCAAAUCAGGGUUCCCUGCCCUGACACGGGCCAAGGCUCAGGAGGGCCCCUGCAUGAUGGCACACACAAUUCUACUCAACGCAUGAACACACACUUAGCACCUAAAGCACAACGGGGCACCAGUGCACAGCUGUGAGAAUGGGGGAACUAAGACCACUGAGGACCCCGGGUGCUGGGGACAAUGUGAGGUGAGCACCACUCUGGUUCAUUGCAGGAACAGAGCACAGCGCCCAGGCCACCGGCAGCACCCAGGGCCAUUUCUCACAAUGAGAAACACACACAUUCCACACGAACCCCCAGCACACACGCACAUGUACACAACCACCAGAACAGCUGAGUGCACAGAAAACCCUCACCCAGGAUUCAGGGUUGUGUUCACAGUCACUGGACGCAGGACUAGCCUGCAUGAUGCUCAGUGGGGACACGGAUAAGCAACCCAUGUCACAGCUGAAUCCGAGAAUGGGAUUCAGUGAGAAGCAGGACGAGACUCGGCCCUGGGCUCACCUGGAUGCAUCUCAGGUGCAUUCUGCUAAGAGAGGAUGCGUCCCUCAAAGGCUACACCUGCUAUGAUCCACUCACAGGACAUCUGCAAGAGGCCAAACCCUGGGACACACAACAGGGCAGUGGUGGCCACGGGCUGGGGGAGGUGGGGAGUUUGGCCACAGAGGCUCAUGGGGAACACAUAGGCCACAGGAGCUGCUCCC
Molecule: messenger RNA, 1623 nt
Organism: Oryctolagus cuniculus (rabbit)
Lineage: Eukaryota; Metazoa; Chordata; Mammalia; Lagomorpha; Leporidae
Source: RefSeq, a predicted model, not a curated record